GAAAACCCAAACCCGAAAUAGAUAAAAGAUUUUCACUUUCUCAAUUUUUCUCUCCCACGCCUAAUCUUACACUGAUCGGCACCAUCCCUCGUCCCGCUCAUCCCUUCCUUCGACGACAGACACAUCCAGUAAACACCAGAAUGCGCUUCCAGGCUUCUAAUUAGAGUAAGCAUCAGUCCAUAAGAAGCCCAAGGAUUAUAAUUCAUGGUCGCCAACUCUUGAAGCAGUCUUUUAAGGAGCACUCAUUUCGAUCGCCUCAUUUUUAUGAUGUAUGGAACAAAAGCCAUCCAACUGGUCAAAGAAAUUGCAAAUGGUGAAAAGGGGCAGCUCACGCCUUUCAGUAGUGAUGUAUUUAGUGAAGUAAUUGCAGAAUGUAGUCAACACUUUGCUGACCUUCGAUCUUUGAUAAGAAAAAUGCAGGAAGCAGGAUUAGAUGUCGAAACAACUAAGGAUGAGGACCACUAUGGGCAGCUCAUUCACCACCUCUCUUUAGUUCGCAAUAAACGCUGCUUGAUGGCAUAUAUGUACAACCGAGCCGAAAUUUUACGAAAUCUGGUAUGGAAGGUCGGGUCUGACAUUCCAGAAGAAAUUCAAGAGAAGCUUAGUCACUCAGAGAAAGAGUACUUUAAGAAACAUUCAGAAGCUUUAAAAUCAUAUAUGUCGAGAGUGCUUCUCGAGUUGGCAGUGGAUAUGGUGCCCCCAAAAGAUCCCUACAUCAAGGUGAGAGUACUCGAUGACAUGGGUGAAGUAGAAUUACCAAGCGAUAAUACGGCCAAUUUUGCUCGUCACUCCAUGCAUUUUCUUAAACGAACUGAUGCUGAGAAAUAUAUUUCACUGGGCAAGAUGGAGGAGCUCACAGGCUGAUUUAAUUGGCUCAACCUGCUAAACAGUCUUCCUCGGACUCCGUACUAUUCUGUAUACUAUUCUGUAUACUAUUGUAUCAUGUUCAGUUUGUGGUUAAAUUAAUAAUUGUUUUCUUAAUUUAUCCUUAAUAAUGUAGCUUUCCGACUAUAUUAGCAUAAACAUGUCGUGUGUGGCAGUUCCCUGCACAAAUUAUGUUAAUGAAGUUGACGGUUUAAGUGCUUA
Messenger RNA from Prunus mume (Japanese apricot), 1086 nucleotides. RefSeq names its product partner of SLD five 1 (gene PSF1). NCBI's taxonomy places the organism in Eukaryota, Viridiplantae, Streptophyta, Magnoliopsida, Rosales, Rosaceae. The record is from RefSeq and is a predicted model, not a curated record. Gene Ontology annotation, cellular component: GINS complex. Gene Ontology annotation, biological process: DNA strand elongation involved in mitotic DNA replication; DNA replication.